UGGCUACAGGCGGCUAUUCUAGAACAGAGAAAAAUUCGUCCAAGUUCGUGUUUGUGGCGACCACACGUCUGAACUUGCUCCUUCUCUCUUCUUCGCUGCGAUUUUCCGGCGUCUAUCACUCGAAGAGACUCACUUUCUUCGCUGAAGGAAAAUCCAAUUUGUAGGGCUUCGUAUGAUCUUCCAAAUUCUCCUGCUUAUGAAAUUUCAGUGUGUGUUUUUUAUGUCAUCACCAUGAUUGUCUUGAAAUUUUGUACGAAUUACUCUCUCGUUGCGGGAGCAUGAUGUGAUUGAUUUUACGGCUGAAGAAACUCGUCGGCUUUCUUCUUGUUCGUGCCGACGGAAAACUCUUACUGAGAAGCAGUAAUGGACUUUAUAUUCAGAGGAAUGAAUGAUAAGUCAUCCGAGUGCUACUCUAAUAAUGAAAUGGACAUUCAGAGAUGCCCUUUCCUCAGGAAUAUCAAUAAACCAACCUGCUUUUCCUUCUCCACCAUGAAUUUCACCUUCCCGGUUCGGGGAGCGAAAGGGCCAAUUUUUGAGGAUGGUCCUAAUUUUGACACAGCGUUUAAGCUCUUUCAUGGUAAAGAUGGGGUUGUUCCACUAUCUGAGAAAUCCAGCUUUGAGACCUUAUUGCCAGAACCAGAGACUGCUCCUCAUUUCAACCCCCUGGCAGCAAAAGCUGCAACCAUCAGUCUGUCGGCUUUCGGACCGGGAGGGCCAUUCAGCUUUGGGAGCUUCUCUGAGAAAUGGAAGAAACAAAAGUCUGAGGCUUCCAACAAGAAAGAUCAUUCGUCACAGAAAAAAGGAGGUUCAUCGAAGCACGAGGCUCUGGGAAGUGAGUGGCUGGAAACAGGGAACUGCCCAAUUGCCAAGUCUUUUAGAGCUGUUAGCGGAGUCCUCCCUCUUGUUGCAACAGCUUUUCAGCCACCCCCUGGUAUGAAGCUUAAGUGCCCGCCUGCUAUAGUCGCUGCCCGAGCUGCCCUUGCUCGUACAGCAUUCGUGAAAAAUCUGCGUCCUCAACCGCUUCCUUCAAAAAUGCUCGUCAUUGCGGCCUUAGGCAUGGCAGCAAACGUUCCUCUUGGUAUAUGGAGGGAGCACACUAAGAAGUUUUCAUUUUCAUGGUUUGUGGCAAUUCAUGCAGCUGUACCCUUCAUUGGCAUGCUUCGGAAAUGUGUCUUGAUGCCAAAGACAGCCAUGGCAAUGACCAUUGCAGCUUCUAUACUAGGGCAGGUUAUUGGUUCGAGGGCUGAACGUAUGCGACUGAAAGCUAUUGCCGAGAAGGGGAAGGCAACGACAGUUAUACCAACGCUAGAUACUACUCCAAGCUAUGAGUUAACCCAGGUUGAUGCCAUUGUAGGUGGUCGUUGUGGUGUUGAAAGAAGGGUGUUCGAUCCUCUCCAGAAGAAUGGUAGGCAGACGUCAACCCCAGCAAAUGUAUGCUCUUAAGGCGACUUUGUAUAAAUACAAGCAUAUUACAAAAUAAUGAAGUGCCAUCGAUAUCGGUUAUGGGACUCGGCCUGUUGUGAAAUGUAGAUCUAAUUGAUAUUCAACCUUUUGGGAUGGCUGGUUAUCAUAUAAUGUUAUGCAUUAUGCUUUUGAUUAGCGACUCUUUAGCUAAAUAUAAAUAAAUAAAUAAAUCCUUCUUGAUGA
Messenger RNA from Cucurbita maxima (winter squash), 1647 nucleotides. RefSeq lists its product as uncharacterized. Gene Ontology annotation, cellular component: chloroplast. The coding region runs from base 364 to 1443 and encodes 359 amino acids. The transcript has 5 exons. The record is from RefSeq and is a predicted model, not a curated record. Lineage: Eukaryota; Viridiplantae; Streptophyta; Magnoliopsida; Cucurbitales; Cucurbitaceae.